ACUAGCACCGUCGCCCUCCCGGCCCGGCCGGGCGCCGGGGCCCGGGCGGGGCUGGGUGGGGACUGGGCAGAUGCCUCUGAACUUCCAGGCCAGGGAGAGAAAGGCGGAGCUGGUGCUCUGAAUGGUGGCCAUUCUGGCAGGUUCUCCUUCUUGGUCUCGGAAGCCACUUGAAACUAGGAGAGGUGUUUGGGACCCAGUUUGGUGGGAGGGCUCUGGAUCUGUGGGAACACAGCCCCUGUACUUGUUCCGCUGUGCCACUCCCUUUCUCACUGCCCUGGAGAAUUGCCCAGCCCCUCCAGGAGUCUCUUCUUGACUCAGUGGCCCUGGCUCUGAUUCUAACCCACUGAGCCCAAUGCCGUUUUUCUCCAGCUUUCUGGAGCCUUCUCUUAACCCUUCCCCAGCCCUGGGAUCUGCUGUGAGCCCCAGUUUGCACCCUCCACUGGUGGGCCCCACUAAGGCAGGUGGGCCCAAUGUAUCCAAUUCUCCCUUAGUGUGUCCUGCUGGUAAAGAGCCACAGCCUCAAUGGAGGAGACCAGGAGCCAAUAGGAGCUCACUCCAUUUGUUAAGAGAGCUCAGAAGGAUCAGAAAAGACUUCCCAGAAGAGGGGAACUUUGAGCAGGGUCUUAAGAGAUUGAGUAGGAUCUGACAGGGAAGAAAAGUCAUUCCAAGAUAAGGGAAGUGUAUGAACAAAGUUAGGAAAGUGCGAGCAACAAUCUGGUGGGCCUGGCUAAUGAGGCACUGGGGAGGGCUAAUCCAAGGAAUAGCUUGUGUGGCCGAGUGUUUUGACUCUAUAUAAGUAAACUAGGGUGUUAGGGAGGUGGCUAGUGACUAGGAUGAGGGGUCGGAAUGGGGUGAGACUGGAGGUAGAGAGACCAUUGGGGAGAUAGGGGUUCCUGUAAGUCCUGGGAGGUGCCGAGUUAGCACUGGAGUGAUGCGAUAGAGCCAGACAGGGAAAGCUUUAGGAGGAGGAAUUAGUAGGACCGUUUGGACUGACUAAAGGAGGGGCAAGAAGGAUUUGAAGUCAAAGAGGUCAGGUUUCUAGUCUAAAUUGUGUGGCUGGGAAAACUUGCAGUAAAUAACUAAAGGAGAGAGAGAAUGAGUUGAGUUCUGCAGGUGUGAAGUUUGAAACACUGGCAGGAGAUUUGUAUAGAGAUGUCAGAAGCAGGCAGUUCAUUCAUUUAUUUAUUUAUUAUUGAUGCCAGCCUCAAAGGCAGCUUACAUGAAAGUCACAGAGGAGAUAAAUGAUAAAACCACUAAAACUCAGCUAAAGGACCUGAUAGCUAAGUAACAAAGGCAGAGGAGCGUGGAUAGUUUAUUACUGGAACAUCUAGGCUCAGAAAAGCCACUGAAAAUGAACAUAGGACUCCUGUCUGAGUUUGCUGGCAGCCAAGCAAACAACAAGAAAAAAAAAAAAUAAAGCAGUGAAUGAGGCUGGAACUCAGGAGAAAGGCAAUAGGUGGUAGGAGAUAAAAUGGGAUUACUCAGGUGGCAGGUGUAGGAGAGGGAGGAGAGCUGAAAGCCAGGACAGGGCUUCAGCAAUGCUGACCUUUCAGGAAGGGCUGAUCCUCUCCUGGAAAGGAAGGCCCCUCCUAAGCUGGCAUGGGGACUGCCCUCGAUUCACACCAUUCUUCUUACAGGGAGCAGGAUAGAAGGUGGUGCUGUCUCCGGGGCUCUGACCUUCUUACCCACCAUGAGGUGGGGCUUCCGAUUGCCCAGGGCCUCUUGGCGCUCUGGUCAGGGAAGAGCACCCCAACCACCAGGGCCUUUACACGCCACCAUGGAAGCUCAGCGGACAGUGCUCCCCCAUCUGGGAGACAUGGACAGCUAUUCCGGAGCGUCACUGCAGCUGAAGCUAUUGAGCGGCAUCGCCGGAACCUGGCUGAGUGGUUCAUCAGGUUGCCCCGGGAGGAGCGCCAGUUUGGCCCAACUUUUGCACUAGACACGGCCCACGUGGACCCUGUGAUUCGCGAGAGCACUGCUGACGAGCUGCUUCGCCCACCUGCAGAGCCAGCUCUGCAGCAUCAGCUGCCCCAGCCUGGACUCCCCCCACUGGCCCUGUCUCAGCUGUUUGACCCUGAUGCCUGUGGGCGCCGGGUACAGACAGUGGUGCUGUAUGGGACAGUGGGCACAGGCAAGAGCACACUAGUGCGUAAGAUGGUCCUGGACUGGUGUCACGGGCAGCUGCCAGCCUUUGAGCUGAUCAUCCCCUUCUCCUGCGAGGACCUGUCGUCCCUGGGCCCUGCCCCAGCCUCCUUGUGUCAGCUCGUGGCUCAGCGCAACAUGCCCCUGAAGGAGGUUCUACCUCUGAUGGCUGCCGCUGGGCCCCGCCUGCUCUUUGUGCUCAAUGGCUUGGAGCAUCUCAACCUUGACUUCCGGCUGGCAGGCACAGGGCUUUGCAGCGACCCUGAGGAGCCAAAAGCACCAGCUACCAUCAUUGUCAACCUGCUGCGCAAAUACAUGCUGCCCGAGGCCAGCAUCCUGGUGACCACCCGGCCCUCUGCCAUCAGCCGCAUACCCAGCAAGUAUGUGGGCCGCUAUGGCGAGAUCUGCGGCUUCUCUGAUACCAACCUACAGAAGCUCUACUUCCAGCUCCGCUUCAAUCAGCCGGACUGCGGGGUCAGUGCUGGGGGUACGGGUGUCUUGGCCACCCCGGCUCAGCGUGACAACUUGGUGCAGAUGCUGUCCCGGAACCUGGAGGGGCACCACCAGAUUGCCGCUGCCUGCUUCCUGCCCUCCUACUGCUGGCUUGUCUGUGCCACCUUGCACUUCCUGCACACCCCUACACCUGCCGGACAGACCCUCACAAGCAUCUACACCAGCUUCUUGCGCCUCAAUUUCAGUGGGGAAAUGCUGGACAGCACUGACUCCUCCAAGGUGUCCCUGAUGGCCUAUGCAGCCCGAACCCUGGGCAAGUUGGCCCACAAAGGGGUGACCUCUCGCAAGACCUACUUCUCUGAAGAAGAUGUCAGUGGAUGCCUGGAGGCUGGCAUCAAGACGGAAGAAGAGUUUCAGCUGCUGCAUGUCUUCCGCCGGGAUGCCCUGAGGUUUUUCCUGGCCCCGUGUGUGGAGCCAGGGCACCCGGGCACCUUCGUGUUCACUGUGCCUGCCAUGCAGGAAUACCUGGCUGCCCUCUACAUUGUGCUGGGUUUGCAUAAGACCACCCUGCAGCGGGUGGGCAAGGACGUGGCCGAGCUUGUGGGCCGUGUAGGGGAGGACGUCAGCCUGGUACUGGGCAUCCUGGCCAAGCUGCUGCCCCUGCGGGUUCUGCCUGUGCUCUUCAACCUACUCAAGGUGGUUCCACGAAUGUUUGGGAGCGUGGUGGGUAAGAGCCAGGAGGCGGUGGCCCAGGCCAUGGUUCUGGAAAUGUUCCGGGAGGAGGACUACUACAACGACGACGUUCUGGACCAGAUGGGUGCCAGCAUCUUGGGUGUGGAGGGCCCCCGGCGCCACCCAGAUGAGCCCCCAGAGGAUGAAGUCUUUGAGCUUUUCCCCAUGUUCGUGGGAGGGCUUCUCUCUGCCCACAACCGGGCUGUGCUGGCUCAGCUUGGCUGCCCCAUCAAAAACCUGGAUGUCCUGGAGAAUGCCCGGGCCAUCAAGAAGAAGCUGGGCACACGGGGCCGCCAGGUGCUGCCCCCAUCCGAACUUCUUGACUACCUCUUCUUCCACUAUGAGUUCCAGAAUCAGCGCUUCUCUGCCGAGGUGCUCAGCUCUCUGCGCCAGCUCAACUUGGCUGGUGUGCGCAUGACGCCCCUCAAGUGCACCGUGGUGGCAGCUGUACUAGGCAGUGGGAAGCAUGCCCUGGAUGAGGUGAACUUGGCUUCCUGCCAGCUGGAGGCUGCUGGGCUGUGCACACUCAUGCCUGUCUUGCUGCGUGCCCGGAAGCUGGGCUUGCAACUCAACAGCCUGGGCCCCGAGGCCUGCAGAAACCUCCGAGACCUACUGCUGCAUGACCAGUGCCAAAUUACCACUCUGCGGCUGUCCAACAACCCACUGACGGUGGCAGGUGCAGCACUGCUGAUGGAGGGGCUGGCGGGAAACACCUCGCUGACACACCUGUCCCUGCUGCACACCAAUCUUGGGGACGAGGGCCUGGAGCUGCUGGCUUCUCAGCUGGACCGCAACCAGCAGCUGCAGGAGCUUAACGUGGCCUACAAUGGCGCUGGCGACACAGCAGCCCUGGCUCUGGCCAAGGCUGCCCGGGAGCACCCUUCCCUGGAGCUGCUGCACCUCUACUUCAAUGAACUGAGCUCAGAAGGCCGCCAGGUUCUGCGAGACUUGAGGGGCACAGCUGAAGGUGGUGCCCGAGUCGUGGCAUCGCUGACAGAGGGGACAGCAGUGUCCGAGUACUGGUCAGUGAUCCUCAGUGAAGUCCAGCGGAACCUCAACAGCUGGGAUCGGGCUCGGGUCCGGCGCCACCUUGAGCUACUGCUGCGGGAUCUGGAAGAUAGCCGGGGUGCCACCCUUAAUCCCUGGCGCAAGGCCCAGAUGCUGCGUGUGGAGGGCGAGGUCAAAGCCCUUCUGGAGCAGCUGGGGGCCUCUGGAAGCUGAGAAAGUGGCUGCAGGCACCUAGCUGUGUAACCACUGGCCCCCAAAACCGUUUCCUUUGCGGCCUCCUAGCUUGUACGACUUCUUCUAGAAAGACCUCUCCAAGGACUGGAAGCAAAAGAAUGGGCACAGCUGUGCCAGCUGCGGUCCUAGGACAUGUCCAACCAGUGCCCCCAAGCCUGCAAUCUCCAGGGUCAAAGGUGGGGAGUCGGUGUUCUGGGCUUGUAGAAGGAACAUGCCUCCUCUCCCUUCUACUAAAAGGGGUGAAGGAUGUGACAUUUUCAUGGCCACAUUGCCCUGUAGUACCAUCCCCAACCUUGCCUCUCCCAAGGACCCUUUGGUUAUGCCACCAAGGUGGCAUACGUCUUAUGUCCAUCAUGCCACGGGCGCUGCCAUCCGGAAGAUGCAUUGGAGGGUCUAAACUUCCAUCCAUCCAGACCCAGCCUCCACCUCCUACCUUCAUAACCCAUCUGUGGACACCAGGAAUGCCUGCAGUCACUCUCUUCUCACAUUGGUGCUUUCUCCUCACCCUUGUACCCCCUUUACCAAAAUGGUACCUAUGGCUCGGUGGCCCCUGGGGCAGGUGCCCUGACUUGCUACCAUUAAAAAGCUGUGUGUCUUCCA
Loxodonta africana (African savanna elephant) is the source of this 5169-nucleotide messenger RNA. RefSeq names its product NLR family member X1 (gene NLRX1). The coding region runs from base 1600 to 4548 and encodes 982 amino acids. Gene Ontology annotation, biological process: negative regulation of canonical NF-kappaB signal transduction. The transcript is spliced from 8 exons. Gene Ontology annotation, molecular function: protein binding. Gene Ontology annotation, cellular component: mitochondrion. Lineage: Eukaryota; Metazoa; Chordata; Mammalia; Proboscidea; Elephantidae. The record is from RefSeq and is a predicted model, not a curated record.